CUACUUCAGUCACAGUAAAAAAUAAAGUCAGCCUAAGAAUAAGGAAGCAAAAGAAAUAGAAAAGCAACGACGGGUAGACAGCAGAUCCCGGCGGAAUGGCGGCGCCGCCGCCGGCACCGCCGUCGGCCUUGAAGCCGGAGAUCGGCCCCGACGGCCUCGCCCGAGAUUCUCCCGUAAUCGCCUACACCGAGAAGGUCAUUUUGGAGGAGCAGCUGCAGCUGAAGAAAUACAUUCAGGAGAAUUAUUCCAAAAUUCGUGAUGUAGAAAAGGAGUUAGAGAACCUGACUUUAGAAAUGAAACUGACAGCUGGUCCGAAGAAAGCAGCACUUGAGCAUUUGAGGAAAAUGAUUGAAAUAUCAACAGAGAAAAUACGUUUAGCCAAGGUGAAAGAGGAACAGGCAAAGAAGGCCUGGGAAGCCGCUGCACAAGUUGUUAAAGACGAAGAGGAUGCUAAGCAGAAACUGUGUGAUGAUCUGAACCAUCUGGUCCAGGAGAGUGCUGCUACCCAAUAUACAAAAUUAGAGGAACUGAAGAAGCGUUUAGAAUCUCUAAAUCCCAGCAGGGCUUCUGUCGAAGUUUCAGGUGUUAAUACUGCGCAGCAUGCUACCACAAAUUCAGUAUCUCAGCCGCCCAUGUCACAAAAUCCUGCCACUCCAACUGGCCCUUUGGAUAAUGGUAUAGAGCCCGCCUCUAUUGAACAGCAGCAAAGACCUGCAGAGGCAGAAAAGAAGAGAAGACCAUCAAACGCAAGAGGGAGGGGUGGUGUGAUGAUCCUUCCCAAGGGAAGAGGGAGUUCCGGAUCAGGAUGGACCGGUGCUGGGUUUGAUGUAGAUAGCGGUACAUGACACACAUGAUUUUUGUUGUACUUGACACACAUUGAAACCAUACACUUUCAUGCACAGGAAUCAGAUUGAUCUGCAUCAGAAUCAGCCAUUCCAGAGUUCAAGUGCGGUGAACACCAUGUACUGUUGAUUAUUUGUUUAUCAAUUGUAUAUGAAUAAUGUAAGGACUGUCCAAUUUGAACUCGAAUUAAGUAAAUUGACGGUUAUAUCAA
This is a messenger RNA of Setaria italica (foxtail millet), 1054 nucleotides long. RefSeq lists its product as uncharacterized. The record is from RefSeq and is a predicted model, not a curated record. The transcript is spliced from 7 exons. Bases 96 to 845 code for a protein of 249 amino acids. NCBI's taxonomy places the organism in Eukaryota, Viridiplantae, Streptophyta, Magnoliopsida, Poales, Poaceae.